Molecule: messenger RNA, 2018 nt
Organism: Setaria italica (foxtail millet)
Lineage: Eukaryota; Viridiplantae; Streptophyta; Magnoliopsida; Poales; Poaceae
Product: aspartokinase 1, chloroplastic
Exons: 13
Coding region: 48-1712 (554 amino acids)
Biological process (GO): amino acid biosynthetic process
Cellular component (GO): chloroplast stroma
Molecular function (GO): aspartate kinase activity
Source: RefSeq, a predicted model, not a curated record
UAAUCUCGGCUGCUGACAGCCUGGCAGUGUAUAGAAGGUGCUAAGAAAUGGCGACCUCAGUGCGAUCGGCAGCAGCGCCGCGCCGCCUCGCUCCGUCGGCACCUCCGGCGAGCGCCGGGCAUGUCCGAGGAUUGGCGCGCUUCGGUAAUCGAACCGGGCCCCUCGGUGCCCGAGGAUUGUCAAUGGUGGUUGCCGACUCCACCCGCCGUCGGGCCAAGUUUGGCAGCGGGGACAGCGUCCUCGGGGCUCCCGUCCUUGGAGGGCCCGGGGCGGAAUUGGGGGAUCAGUUGAGCGUGGUGAUGAAGUUCGGGGGAUCCUCGGUGUCGUCGGCCGCGAGGAUGGAGGAGGUUGCCGACCUCAUCCUGGCGUUCCCCGAGGAGCGCCCCGUCGUCGUCCUCUCUGCAAUGGGGAAAACCACCAACCUCCUGCUCCUCGCUGGAGAGAAGGCAGUGGGUUGUGGAGUGAUCCAUGUUUCUGAAAUCGAAGAGUGGAACACAAUCAAAGACCUGCAUAUUAAAACUGUUGAUGAACUUGGACUGCCAAGAUCCGAAAUACAUGACAUGCUGGAUGAACUGGAGCAACUCUUGAAAGGUAUCGCAAUGAUGAAAGAGCUGACACUUCGAACCAGAGACUACCUUGUUUCAUUUGGAGAAUGCAUGUCCACACGGAUCUUUGCUGCUUAUUUGAACAAAAUUGGUGUCAAAGCACGGCAGUAUGACGCAUUUGAUAUUGGUUUCAUAACAACAGACGAUUUCGGUAACGCUGAUGUCUUGGAAGCAACUUAUCCUGCUGUUGCUAAGAGACUUCAUGGAGACUGGAUACGGGAUCCAGCAAUACCCGUAGUAACUGGAUUCCUUGGGAAGGGCUGGAAAUCAGGAGCUGUUACUACUUUAGGCCGAGGUGGUAGUGACUUGACUGCUACAACCAUUGGUAAAGCCUUGGGACUGAGAGAAAUUCAGGUAUGGAAGGAUGUUGAUGGUGUACUCACUUGUGAUCCAAAUAUCUACCCACAUGCAAAGACUGUUCCGUACUUAACAUUUGAAGAGGCUACAGAACUUGCUUAUUUUGGUGCCCAGGUUUUGCAUCCACAAUCAAUGAGACCUGCUAGAGAAGGUGAUAUACCAGUUAGGGUUAAGAAUUCAUACAACCCUAAAGCUCCAGGCACCCUUAUCACUAAACAAAGAGAGAUGGAUAAGGUUGUACUUACUAGUAUAGUGCUGAAGUCAAAUGUCACUAUGUUGGACAUAGUGAGCACUCGGAUGCUUGGUCAGUUUGGUUUUCUGGCAAGGGUAUUUUCUAUAUUUGAAGAUCUAGGCAUAUCUGUGGAUUGUGUUGCCACUAGUGAAGUUAGCAUUUCUGUGUCACUUGAUCCAUCAAAGAUCUGGAGUAGGGAACUUAUUCAGCAGGAACUUGACAAUGUAGUCGAAGAGCUUGAGAAAAUAGCAAUUGUUCAUCUACUUCAGCAGAGGGCAAUAAUUUCGCUCAUCGGAAACGUGAAACGAUCAUCUCUUAUACUAGAAAAGACCUUCCAGGUGCUGAGGAAAUGCGGUGUCAAUAUUCAGAUGAUCUCACAAGGGGCAUCCAAGGUUAACAUGUCGCUGAUAGUUCAUGACAGCGAGGCGAAGGCCUGCAUCAAAGCCCUCCAUCAGGCAUUCUUCGAGGACGAGGAUGUUCUCACACAAGUUGAAACGGAGAACCUGCUGGUGGGUUGACCGAUACAGGUCGCCGUCUCCAGCAUGUUAUCCAGCAUCAGCUCCACCUUGUCAUCUAUCUCCAUCAUCAGUGGCUUAAUCCGCUUUGCGUGAACAGCAUUGUGUAUUUAAUUUGUCAGUCUGCUUCCCACUGAAUGGCUGAAAAAAGACAUGGCUUUUUAUUGUUCCCAACUCGGGUGAACACAACGAACACCGCUUGUGCAUGAACACUGAAUGGAUGUUUUUGAGAGAGAUAACAAUGAGCAGUUGAACAGCAUUUGAAUGCACAGUUGUGCACACAUCAAUGAACACAGUGUGUACUCGCCA